GCCGAAAUACUCUCCCCUAUCGUCGCCGCCGGCUGUUCAGCAGCAGCAGGGGUUCAUUGGGGGCGUGAUGUGGCCGCUGCUCGUGCGUCGUGUCAAGUUGUCCUCCCGGCUCAUAAUUGCUAGGAGAAUGGGGUCUUUCCUGAUCGACGAGUCCGAGUACUCCUUCCUCAAGGACCUCGGCCUGUCCAAAAAGAAUUUGGGAGUGUACGACGGACAGUGGAAAGGCAGCGGACAGGUGCUGACAUCCUACUGCCCAGCCAAUGCUCGGCCCAUAGCUGAGGUGGUGCAAGCCACACCGGCCGACUACGAGGCUGCGGUGGCUGCGAGCUGUGCAGCCUGGCAGCAGUGGGCAGACCUUCCGGCCCCCAAGCGGGGUGACAUUGUGCGCCAGAUGGGCGACGCGCUGCGCCGCUACAAGGAGCCACUGGGCAAGCUGGUCUCCCUCGAGAUGGGCAAGAUUCUACCUGAAGGCCUGGGCGAGGUUCAGGAGUACAUAGAUGUGUGCGACUAUGCUGUGGGCCUGUCACGUACCAUUGAGGGCAAGUGGCUUCCCAGUGAGCGGCCGGGUCAUGCCCUUCUCGAAGCGUGGAACCCACUGGGCGUCGUGGGUGUCAUCACAGCCUUCAACUUCCCCGUGGCCGUCUAUGGCUGGAACAGUGCCAUUGCCCUGGUGUGUGGGGACACACUCCUCUGGAAGACUGCCAGCACAACUCCACUGUGUGGUGUGGCCGUCACAAAGAUAAUUUCCAAAGUCCUUGAGGCCAACCAGCUUCCUGGCGCAGUGUGUGCCCUGACUGUCGGUGGGCCUCCCAUUGGGGAUGCCAUGGCUGGGGACGAUCGUGUGCGGCUGCUGUCUUUCACAGGCAGCACCCAGGUGGGACGUCGGGUGGCGCUGAAAGUGCAGGAGCGCUUUGGGCGGCCUCUGCUGGAGCUGGGUGGCAACAAUGCCAUUGUGGUGGAUGAGGACGCUGACUUGGACAUGUUGGUGCGGGCGGCUCUGUUUGCCUGCGUGGGCACGGCUGGCCAGCGCUGUACCACCACACGCCGCAUCAUUGCUCACCACAAGGUUUACGACGAGGUACUGUCGAGGCUCAAGAAUGCCUACAGCCAGGUUCGUCUUGGUGACCCUCUGCACCCAUCAACCCUAUGUGGGCCCCUGCAUACGGAGCGUGCAGUCGAGGAGUUCCUCGAAGCUGUGGCUGAAGCGGUCAAGUCCGGUGGUUGCGUCCAGUGCGGUGGAAAGCGCUUGGCGGGUGACGGCUACUUUGUGGAGCCCACCAUAGUGACUGGCUUGGCGCACGAUGCACCUGUGGUGCAUCGGGAGACCUUUGCCCCCAUCGUGUACCUGCUCAAAUGCGACAGCCUGGAGCAAGCCAUCGCCUGGAACAACGAGGUGGAGCAGGGCCUCUCCAGCAGCCUCUUUACGGGCAGCCUGGGCAACGUCUUCAAGUGGCUGGGACCAAAGGGCUCAGACUGCGGUAUUGUGAACGUGAACAUUCCAACAAGCGGAGCAGAGAUUGGUGGUGCCUUUGGUGGUGAAAAGCACACAGGUGGUGGUCGGGAGUCUGGCAGCGAUUCGUGGAAGCAGUACAUGCGACGCUCCACUUGCACCAUCAACUACAGCAAGCAGUUGCCCUUGGCUCAGGGCAUCACAUUCCAGUGAUGUAAGGCGGCUGCUGCUGCUGCACCUGUUACAUUCCACAAGUGCCUCAUAUUUUUGUAAUGCCAUUUCAACAGUCUUCCACAGUUCAAUAAACUUUGCAGAUGAAGCAAA
Messenger RNA from Rhipicephalus sanguineus (brown dog tick), 1774 nucleotides. RefSeq names its product alpha-aminoadipic semialdehyde dehydrogenase (gene Aldh7A1). The coding region runs from base 68 to 1663 and encodes 531 amino acids. Gene Ontology annotation, molecular function: aldehyde dehydrogenase (NAD+) activity. The transcript is spliced from 8 exons. Lineage: Eukaryota; Metazoa; Arthropoda; Arachnida; Ixodida; Ixodidae. The record is from RefSeq and is a predicted model, not a curated record.